This is a messenger RNA of Cryptomeria japonica (Japanese cedar), 1029 nucleotides long. RefSeq names its product probable 2-oxoglutarate-dependent dioxygenase AOP1. NCBI's taxonomy places the organism in Eukaryota, Viridiplantae, Streptophyta, Pinopsida, Cupressales, Cupressaceae. The transcript is spliced from 5 exons. Bases 1 to 1029 code for a protein of 342 amino acids. The record is from RefSeq and is a predicted model, not a curated record.
AUGGAUGUGGAUGAUAGUGCCAACGUUGAUAAUGAACAACUUGAGGGUGAGAGAACUCGUACUCGUGAUAACAAUCUGAUGGAGUUGUUUGAUGAUGAAAAUAAUGCCAUUGUUUUGUUCCUUGUAAGGUCUGAGUUUUAUGUUUGGAUAUUAGAAUCCAGUAAUUGUGAAUCGGUAGAUAUUUUGUUACGGGGGAGUUUAGGUGAUGGUGAUGAAGAAAUGUAUUUUAAACUGGGACAAAGUGGUGUUUCGGUUUUUGGCAUAAUGAGUGAGUUUGUGCCUGAUAGUGUUUUUAACUAUGCUUUGAUUUGGAAAAGGCUAAUUCGAAGUAGAUAUGUUCUCCCUGCCAGAAGAGGUGAAAAAAAGAGCGAUUUUCCCAUUCCUACUGCAGGUUAUUCCACACCCAUUGAAGGAGGUGGUGGAAAAGAUUCAAUGCCUGAGAGCAUGCAUUUCCCUGGUCACACUGUUCUACCCAAUUCAGUUGAUCAGAUCCGCACAAAGCUAUGGCCUCGUGGAAAUCAUCAAUUCCGAGAGAUAACUCAUACAUAUAACUCUAAUAUGAUGAGUCUUGCUCAGAGGAUCAUACAACUCAUCAUGCUGAGUUUGGGGUUGGCUGUGUCGAAGUACUAUAAAUCAGAUCUUUUUACAAAUAUAGGCAUUCUUACAAUUUUAUACCAAGAUGAUGUUGGGGGUCUUCAAAUCCGAACAAAAGAAGGGUGUUGGAUUGAUGUUAAACCUUCGAAGAGAUCAUUUGUUGUUAACCUUGGUGAUUGCUUACAGAUGUGGAGUAAUUGUAGAUACCGUAGUGCUGAACAUCGUGUGGUGUAUGGAGGAUUGAAACAAAAGAAGAAUCGACUGUCCAUAGCCUUCUUUUUUACCUUUGAAGACAAGGUAGAAAUUAAGGCUCCUGAAGAACUUAUACAUGAAGAACAUCCAAAAAUGUAUAAUGCUGCAAAGUUUGGUGAUAUCAUUGCACAAUAUAUCCAAUUAGGCCCAACAUUGGGUGCAUCUAAUUACUUCUUAAUAUAA